UUCUCGUUUGCUGUUGAAUCCAGCCGUAAGGGCAGAGGCGGCUGGACCCUGGGCGCGUCUGAGUUUUCGAUAGGAGCAGCUCGUAGGCGGCUCCCUUCGCAGCUGCCAUGACAUCUGCCUCCCGGGCAGUAUUUUCAUUUUUUCUGGUUGCCGGUUUGGCAAACGUCAUGCACGUAAAGAGUGGAAAGAGGGAGGCUCAUUCCGUCCUCUCUUGUCCAAGAUCUCACUUGCUGCUUCGGCAGUAUUGCUUUUUCGCGGAUUUCUCUUGUGAUUCAGAAACGGCUGGAUAAUAGUGAAAGUCAAGAAAGAAUAAGCAGCCAAGGGUGUUGUUAAGCCAUAAGACCAAAAGUUCAUUUCAGAUGUCAGAAAGCCGGGGCCCUCUAGAUUUGCGGGCAACAACUUCCAUUAUCUUUAACUGUGGACAACGCAUCUGGAGGGUGUCAGCUUGGCGCAGUCUGGUUUAGAUGGAGAAGUAACCCUGUGGUAGGCGUGGCAAGCCCGAAUUUAUUUAUUUUGCUAGCUCCGAACAGCCAAGGCUUUCUGGACACUCAACAAACAUCACAGAUGGCUCUAAUGUAGCAAAAGAAAGCUGAAGAGCAAAAUGAGUUACUCUCUCCCCAGCACAAUAAAUGGCUCUGUGUCUAUAUCCUGCUGUAACUGAGGGAUUGUUGAGAUAUAGUAAUUUGCAAUUUUCAAAGUGGGUGUUGUAUUGCAUAAAAACAAUUGCAGAGAUCAAUUGCGAAAAAGCAUCAAAGAAUCAUGUAGUCCACUUUAGCAGCUGCAUGCAGUAUUAUGGAGAAUUUCAAGUUUACAUAUUAUACUAUAGGGAAGGGGGAAGACAUUUUCUCUUAAAAUUUCUUAAAACUGUAGGCUUAUUCACAGUGUUGAUCAUCUAUUGUUGCAAUCCUAAUGAAUCUAGCAUUCUGAAUUGGAAAGUAUUUUAUGUUAUUUUUUUACAUUUCUAUACCCCUCGUAGCCGAAGCACUCUGGGUGGUUUGCAGCGAUAAUCAUUUAAGUCACCCAUCCACAUUCUAACCAGGACCAGAUUAGGCAGGAUUUGGCACUUCCGGGUAUGAAGAACCUAUAUGAAAACUAUUUGCCUUUUUUUUCUUUUGCUAAACUAAGACAUCAAAAGUGUAGAUAAUUUUACCACUUCAGAGUUUCACUGUGAGUUCAUCUCAGCUGAUUUCACUUAAUUAGUUUUCUCUAUAAAUGGGCAAAUAAUAUUGUAAAAUGCUAUAUUUUGCUAGAAAGACAGUGUUACAUCUGACUGACUUGCCUGGCCCUGUGUAUUUUGAUCUGGAGAUCAACUGCUGUAGCUUAAAUAUUAACAUUCAGAAAAUCGGUUGAAACUUGUGAUACUGUGUUACAUUGUUUUUAUUAAUGAAUCUCUGUUUAGAUUAUAUCAUAUAUUGGGAUAACUUUUCCCCUCCUCAACCUUCUGUGUCUAUAACUUGUUUGGCUUUUUCACAUGCAGCAAACCCUGGGAGGUGGUGCGGGGGAGAGUGUUUUUUGCAAAUUUUCAUUUGUCAUUUAUACAAUUGUCUUUUCCUAGGCAAAAGCAGUGUUGAUGAUUCUUCACUUCGGCCACUGUACAUGGAUGUCCAAGCAACUACUCCUUUGGAUCCCAGGGUUUUGGACAGCAUGCUGCCUUACCUUGUUCAUUACUAUGGUAAUCCACACUCUAGAACUCAUGCUUAUGGUUGGGAGAGUGAAUCUGCUAUGGAAAAAGCCAGACAGCAAGUUGCAUCAUUAAUUGGAGCAGAUCCUAGAGAAAUUAUUUUUACAAGUGGAGCAACAGAAUCAAACAAUAUAGCAAUUAAGGGUGUUGCAAGAUUCUAUAAAUCCAGGAAAAAACAUAUAAUUACAACACAAACUGAACACAAAUGUGUACUGGACUCUUGUCGUGCCUUGGAAGCAGAGGGUUUUCGAGUAACGUAUUUGCCUGUAAAGAAAAAUGGGAUUAUAGAUUUAAAGGACCUAAAAAAUGCAAUACAACCAGAUACAAGCUUGAUUUCAGUAAUGACUGUGAAUAAUGAAAUAGGUGUGAUACAGCCAGUCAGCGACAUUGGUGAGAUCUGCAGUUCCCAUAAAAUUUUCUUUCAUACAGAUGCUGCACAGGCAGUUGGGAAAAUUCCUCUGGAUGUCAAUAGCAUGAAAAUUGAUUUAAUGAGCAUCAGUGGCCAUAAAAUUUAUGGCCCUAAAGGGGUUGGUGCAAUUUAUGUUCGGCGGCGACCAAGAGUUAGAGUGGAACCUAUACAGAGUGGAGGAGGCCAGGAGCGAGGACUGCGUUCUGGGACUGUGCCAACUCCAUUAGCUGUUGGUCUUGGGGCAGCUUGUGAAUUGGCUCAACAAGAAAUGGAGUAUGAUCAUAAGCGAGUUAGCAUACUGGCUGACAGACUGGUUACAAGAAUAAUGUCAGAAAUUCCUGAUGUGGUAUUGAAUGGAGACCCAAUGCAUCGAUAUCCAGGCUGUGUCAACUUAUCCUUUGCAUAUGUUGAAGGAGAGAGCCUGCUGAUGGCCCUUAAAGACGUGGCACUGUCUUCUGGAAGUGCUUGCACAUCUGCAUCUUUGGAACCAUCAUAUGUGUUGCGUGCAAUUGGAGCAGAUGAAGAUUUGGCACACUCAUCCAUAAGAUUUGGCAUCGGUCGUUUCACUACAGAAGAAGAAGUAGAUUAUACCGUAAAUAAAUGCAUACAGCACGUCAAAAGAUUAAGGGAGAUGAGUCCACUGUGGGAAAUGGUACAAGAUGGAAUAGAUUUGAAGAGCAUUAAAUGGACACAGCAUUAAGCAAAGGAGUUACUUGUAAUUUUGGACUGCAUGAAUAUAGAUUCAAAGAAAUUUUCUGUGCGUUCCUGAAGAAAAUGAAAUGGCACUUGUUUUAAAAGAUACCUUCUCUCUGUGACCAAGGUGUUCUCCUUUCUAAAUACAGAGCCUGAUCAUUAAAACCUAAGGCUAAGUUUUGUCAGGUAUAUAUCACAUUUACACAUUAGCAAAUAUACAUGAACAUCAGUUUCCUGGAGCCAAAGAUGCUUUUACUUUGGGUGUGAUGCUGGUGCAGCUUAGAAUGAGGAGUCUUCAGCACCUGUACUAUUGUGAAAUAAAUGUUUUGUUCUACUGUGAUUCUCACUAGGCUGCUUCACAUCCUUUCCACCAACAUUUAUCCCACAUCAGAAACUUGUGUUUGGACAUGUAUGCUCAGAAGUUUUCUCACAGAAGACAGGCUUCCAUCUAAAAUUUCCAUGCCUUUCUUUUGAACAAUGGUAUUUGCUGUGUAGUAAUUAAUACAGCUAUGUUAAGGCCAGAUAAUUUUCCAUUGCUCUCUUGUCCUUUAUAAAAUUCAGCUUGUUUUAAGAAUUUUACUUCUUCCUUUUUCUCAUUAUUUUUCCUGCUGUGUUUUGUUAAUGGUAGUAGUUUCUCCUGUUUUUUAGAAUUCAGAAGAUGAUGCAAUGUGCUAUCACCAUGGGCUCUUUGCCAUUGCCUUAGUUUCAAGGGGAAGUGGAAGAGCUACAGGGCAAUACAUGUGGGUUCCUGGAAGACAAGAGGCCGUUGGCAUAUAAAUGAAUCAUGUCUUUAUAAAGAUGUUCCAAACUUGCUUUUGUUUGAUUAUAAUCAUUCAAAAAUUAAGAAUUAGCCAUUUCCUUUCACUUUUAACUGUCUGCCUGUGGUGCAUCAAGUUAAAUUGAUGACCCUGGCAUCCUUGGUACUUGAAAUAUGUGCUCUCAUCUGUAUAGUAUAUUUUAGGAUUUGUACUACUUUAUCUUGAAAUAUUCAAACUCUGUUUAAAGGAAAGAAUUCUGUUUAUUUCCUUACAUUAUAAAUGGAUGCAGGUAGGCAAUAAAUAUUUUUGGUAGAUUGCUUUUUUUCAUUCCCUAGCUUUGUAUACAUACUGUUUUUCAGAAAAUGGCUUUCUGACUGGGGAUAGCAUACUAUCAACAAAGUACUAUUUCUGUCUGCCAGAUGUGUCCGUAUGCUUUCCUUGAUAUUCGUAGAAAUGCCCUUGAAAUUGUUAUCUGCUUUCUUAAGAUAGGCCUUAUAGCAGAAAUCUUUUCAGGUAGCAAUAUGCUUCACAGAUGAGAUCUCAAUUUGCUGUAAGUUUUCCAAGAAGUUCUUUGAAUGUAAUUUGAAAUAUUAGCAUUGGUACGGCAGCAAUGAAAAUUUGUAUUUCUUUGUCACAAAAGUAGCUGUUACAAUUGGAAAGAUAAUUUCCAAAUUUUUGCAACACAUUUUUUAUUGAAUUAAUUUGAAAAACAGCUUUAGAAUAUAUUUGCUACUUCUGUCUUCACUUGACAGUUUAUUUGAAACAUUCAUUUUCAUUACUUUAGUGUAGUUUUAUUAGGAAUAGGUACAGAGCAAGAGAAAGAAAACAUACUGUAAGGGGAUGAAAAGAGAAAAGGAUCAGCAGACAAUAAGUUUAAAACAUGACAUUUAAAAUUAUUACAAAAAUGCUGUUUAUAGUUAAUGUAGCAUUGUGGGCUUCUAAAUAAAAAUGUAAAAUAAUCUUCA
Messenger RNA from Varanus komodoensis (Komodo dragon), 4506 nucleotides. It is a transcript of the gene NFS1, whose product is annotated as NFS1 cysteine desulfurase. The coding region runs from base 1384 to 2790 and encodes 468 amino acids. The record is from RefSeq and is a predicted model, not a curated record. Gene Ontology annotation, cellular component: mitochondrion; nucleus; cytosol. Gene Ontology annotation, molecular function: pyridoxal phosphate binding; cysteine desulfurase activity. The transcript is spliced from 12 exons. Gene Ontology annotation, biological process: [2Fe-2S] cluster assembly. Lineage: Eukaryota; Metazoa; Chordata; Lepidosauria; Squamata; Varanidae.